AUGGGUGGUUCUGCAUCAAAAGUGACGCCAAAUGAUGCGCGAGCUGAUGCGAAUGCGGCCAAUACGAUAUCUGAGAACAGAAAUAUCUACAAGCUGGUUGACAUGCAUGGCGGAGGAUCGCUUAUUCGACUUGCCAGGACGUGCAAAGAAAUGAAUUCGAUGAAUAUGCUUGAUGCCUAUAUCGACCAGGAGAUUCGCAAAUAUCUCUACAACUCCGGAAAAGGAAAAUUGGUGCCGGUGGCUGAGCUCGUCAAAAUUCGCAACAAAGAACGAAACGCAAAACUCGGGGCAUUUUCUCGAAAGAAAGGAAAAGGAAAAAGUGGGCCGAACAUUCUGGAUGAGUUCGAUCAAGGCCAAGCGGAAAUGGGCGAUUUGAAAAAAGCAUUGAAAUUGUUGGACGGCGGUGGAAAAGGCGGCAAAUCCGAAUCGAAAUAUCGCGAAAUUUGUUGGAAAUUGGAUGAAAGAGGAUCGAUGGGAGAGAAUUUAGUGGCGAUUUGUCUAAUACAAGGAACCGAAAUUCAUAACAUAAUUGUGAAAAGACUUAUCGCGUUUUAUCCGAAACUUGUCAACGAUAUUUGCGUUUCCGAGGAUUAUUAUGGAUUAUCGCCGUUGCACCUAGCAAUUAUCAACCACGAUGCUCCAUUCGUUUCAUAUCUUUUGAGAAUGGGAGCCGAUUUAAACCAGCGAUGCUACGGAGCAUUUUUCUGCGCCGAAGACCAAAAAGCGAGCCGAACGGAUAGUCUUGAGCAUGAAUUUGUCGAGUUAUCGAAAAACACAAAUUACACAGGAUCAAUGUACUUUGGCGAAUUUCCGCUUUCGUUUGCAAUUUGUAUGGGACAACACGAUUUGGUGCGAAUGUUGCUCGCCAAAAGGGCCAAUAUGAAUGCUCAGGAUACGAAUGGAAACACUGUGGUGCAUUUGUGCGUCAUUCACAACAAAAUGGACAUGCUCGACGCGAUAAUUGAAGCUGGCGGGAAUCUUCGAAUUGCGAAUAAACAAAAUCUCACAGCUCUCACAUUAGCUGCCCGUCUUGCAAAGAAAUCGAUUUUUGAUAAAAUUCUCCAACUGGAAUGCGAAAAAGUGUGGACAUAUGGGAAUUCUCAAUGCGUUGCUUAUCCGCUAACAAAAAUUGAUACAAUCGAUGAAUUGACUGGAGAAAUGAAUGACACUAGCGCACUUUCCCUUGUAGUUUAUGGGGAAACAACUCAACACUUGGAAUUGAUGGAUGGAUUAAUUGAACAGAUUCUUGAUGAAAAAUGGAAAGCGUAUGGCAAAAAACUGUGGCUUCGAUCAUUAUUUAUGUUUCUUAUAUUUUAUUGUUGCUUCACAACAGCCUACAUGCUGAGGCCGUCUUCAGCAACUACGGAACAUUUGACAAAAGGGAGAAUAAAUGACGAUGGAGAAACCGAAACAAAGAAUUCGUCAAAUUUCUUGGAAUGGCAUUCCACCGAAACACAAUGCCACUUGCUUCACUAUUCACAAUGGCCUUGGUAUUAUGGAUGGCUUCGUCUCGGCUGUGAAUGUGCCACUAUUGUUCUGAUAAUCUUCCAAACAUUUUUCGAUAUCGGUGAUAUUAAGAGAAUCGGAUUUCAAAAAUGGUUCAAUUUUCUGAAAGCCUUUCCGGCAAAACUUUGCUACAAAUUCUCGUUCUUAUUCAUUCUCCUUGCCGUUCCGUGUAGAUUAUCGUGUUCUUUGCAUGAGAAUUUUCUCACUUUCGACAAUACACUGGCCAUCAUAAGUGUUAUACUUGUUACUCAACAUUUCCUAUAUUUUAUGAGAGCAAUUCCAUUUGUGGGACCCUUUGUCUUAAUGGUUUACACUAUAAUAGCCACCGAUUUAGUACGAUUCGCCAUGAUUUAUUCGAUUUUUCUCAUUGGAUUUUCCCAAUCGUUCUAUGUGAUUUUCACGUCGUGCGAACGGUCCGCAGCUCAAAUGAACAGGAUUGAUCCCACAAAGUCGGAAUUUACGAAUAUAAUGGAAAAUCCGAUUGAUGCGCUCUUACGAACAUUUAUCAUGACCAUUGGUGAAUUUUCGGUGCUUUAUCGCGAAAUGGCUGCUUGUGAUGGCGUCUUGAUGCGAAACUUAGGAAAAGUGAUGUUUCUGUUUUUUGAAAUUUUUGUGUCAAUCCUUCAAUUCAAUCUUCUGAUUGCUAUGAUGACAAGAACCUAUGAAACAAUAUUCUUAACUAGGAAAGAGUGGAAAAGACAGUGGGCUCAGGUCAUUUUGAUGCUCGAAAUGAGUUUGUCACCGAAAACUCGAAAAAUGCAUCUUUUGCGGUACACUCGUCCGACGGGAAUGAAUAAGCAAGUUCGGAGCUAUGUGGUUGUUGGUAGAGGAGAUGGAGAACGUGGUGAAACUCAGGAACUUGAAGCUCGAGAAGCCAAAGAAGAGAAGAAGCGGGAGGAGAGGCGUCAGAUACUGCGGAAAAAACAGAGGGAACACGAGCUGAAAACUAAAGCGAUUGCUCUACUCGGCUCCAAAUUGAAAAUGGAGGUCACGAGACGGCGUUUGAUUCGACAGCAGACGCUCGAUGCAAACUCUCGAAUUUGA
Messenger RNA from Caenorhabditis bovis, 2550 nucleotides. The record is from the annotation of a GenBank genome assembly. Lineage: Eukaryota; Metazoa; Nematoda; Chromadorea; Rhabditida; Rhabditidae.